Colius striatus (speckled mousebird) is the source of this 1452-nucleotide messenger RNA. RefSeq names its product inhibitory synaptic factor 2A (gene INSYN2A). Gene Ontology annotation, biological process: inhibitory postsynaptic potential. Bases 1 to 1452 code for a protein of 483 amino acids. Gene Ontology annotation, cellular component: postsynaptic density. The record is from RefSeq and is a predicted model, not a curated record. Lineage: Eukaryota; Metazoa; Chordata; Aves; Coliiformes; Coliidae. The transcript is spliced from 3 exons.
AUGGUGAGUAAGGAGCCCAGCAAAUGCCUACUCACCGCCUCAGAAAGCGAAGUCGAGCCAGCGGCAUCACUCGCGUUGGAGAUGAAAUACGCACUGGAUCCCAACCGGCAGAUUAAGAAACGGAACAAAGCCCUCCAGGUGAGAUUUAAAGAUAUCUGCGAGGCCCAGAACGAGCAGAGGGACAAGCAGCUGUCCACCAGCCAGGACCCCGACAAGAGAGAAGCCAAGCCCCUCUCCUACAAAGCGGCGUAUCGCAAGUACAUGACAGUGCCUGCCCGGAGGUCGAUACCCAACGUCACCAAGAGCACAGGAGUCCAGACUUCACCCGAUCUUAAAAAGUGUUACCAGACCUUUCCCCUGGACCGGAAAAAAGGGAUUAUCCUUAAAAGCGCCUCGACCGUCGACACCUUUAAGGGUCAAAACAACGGGUUUCUAAUAGACGUAAAGGACAAAGACGGCAGCAGCUCAGGGGAGGCCGCUGGGUGGAGCAGGAAGGCCGGCAGCCUGCAGACGGCCGAGUUCAUCUCCCACAUCAACGAGCGCGCCAACGUGGCAUCUCAUGACGACGGGGACGAGGCCUGGAAAAGCAGCAGUUUGCACAGCUCUCCCAAAGAGCUGCCUCCCCCUCCUCUCCCCAACUCGGCCGACCUCGCCGCAGAGGAGCCCGGCGCGGCCCGGCCGCCCAGCCGAGGGAGAGAGGCGGCGGGGCGGCCGGGCAGCGAGGAGGCCGCCCAGCCCCUCCACGCCAGGCUCUUCAAGACUGAGGUGGCCACCGUUUAUUUGCCGGCGGCCGGUUCGAACGCCUCGCAGCCCGACCUGCCAAACCUCGUGGCCGAGACAGACUGGUCGCCGUGCCCCACGGCCGAGGAGGACAAAAAGAGGACCGUGCACCUGAACGGUGUUCAGCCCCAGGCGGGAGAUGCCCGAGCCUGCUCGUCGCGGGCGCAGUGCCAAGCCCCCGAAUGUAACGAACAGCCCCUUCAGAUGAACGUUUCGCCCAUGGAGGAGAACCAGCCUUGCCAGACGGCCGUCGCCGUGAGCGAGGAAUGCCAACAAAUCGUGCCUCAUACGGAAGUUGUGGACUUGAAAGCGCAGCUUCAGAUGAUGGAAAAUUUGAUUAGCUCUAGUCAGGAAACCAUAAAAGUGUUGUUGGGUGUUAUACAGGAGCUAGAGAAAGGAGAAGCUCACAGAGAAGGGCUUUCAUAUCGGACUGGUCAAGACACGGCUAAUUGCGACACAUGCAGGAACAGUGCAUGUAUUAUCUAUAGUGUGGAACUGGAUUUUAAACAGCAAGAGGAUAAACUCCAGCCCGUUUUGAGAAAACUUCACCCUAUUGAGGAAACUCAGGUUGCACCUUUGCCUUAUUCUCAGGAGAGCUACUCCUCCACUCCCAAGCAAAAAUCCAAAACUGAAUCAAAAAAGCAUGGAAGGUGGAAACUCUGGUUCCUUUAA